UUGGCCAGUCGUUUCCAUGUGUCGCUGCCGACUGCUCGCCUCUCGUCCCAUGCCCUCAUCUCCUUGAACACCUACACCUCGUCCGCCAAGGGCCCCGAUGGAGGCAAGGAGGGAAGCGCCAUGGGAGGCGCUGAGGACAUCGCAGACAGAGCCUGGAUCAGGUUGGGCCACAGAUCCGAGAACCAAGCCGUUGUCUUCUUGGGUGAAUCCGGCUCAGGAAAGUCUACCCUUCGAUCCCACCUGUUGACUGCUUUCCUCGGCAAGUCUUCCACUCCCCUCUCUACCAAAGUCUCCCUCGCCGCGUAUGUCUUCGAUACUUUGACGACCACCAAGACGGCCACAACUCCCACGGCCUCCAAGGCAGGUCUCUUCUACGAGCUGCAAUAUGACACGGCCACCACGACGAACCCGCUUCUCAUCGGUGCCAAGCUGCUCGACCACAGACUCGAGCGAAGCCGCAUCACGGAUAUCCCGACCGGCGAGCGCAACUUCCACAUCUUGUACUACCUCAUGGCCGGUACCAGUGCCGCCGAGAAGGCCCAUCUCGGGUUCGAAACUCCAGCCGGCGUCGCUCAGAAGAGAUGGAAGUACCUGGGCCAUCCCACACAGCUCAAGGUCGGCAUCAACGAUGCCGAAGGCUUCCAGGUUUUCAAGAACGCCCUCAAGAAGCUGGAGUUCCCCCGGAGCGAGAUUGCCGAGAUUUGCCAAAUUCUGGCAAGCAUUCUGCACAUUGGUCAGCUCGAGUUCGAGACGACGUCCAACACCCAGAUUACUGGGGACGACAGCGGCGGUUUCUCCCACGAGGGCGGACAGACCGUGACCGCCGUCAAGAACAAGGAUGUUCUCGGCAUCGUUGCCGCCUUUUUGGGCGUCGGCACGCAGGACUUGCAGACCACGUUGUCGUACAAGACCAAGAUGAUCCACAAGGAGAGGGUCACCGUCAUGUUAGAUCCCAACGGCGCCAGGUCUCACGCGAACGAGCUGGCGCGUACUUUGUACUCCCUCCUGGUUGCGUACAUUGUUGAAGGCAUCAACCAGAGGAUCUGCGCUCCCGAGGAGAGCGUCGCCAACACGGUGUCCAUCCUCGACUUCCCUGGUUUUGCCCAGCAGGCCGCCACUCACUCUGCGCUCGACCAGCUCCUCAACAACGCCGCCUGCGAAGCGCUCUACAACCUGACGCUCCAGAACUUCUUCGAUCGCAAGGCAGACAUGCUGGAGAACGAGGAGGUCAGCGUCGCGGCGACCAGCUACUUUGACAACUCGGAUGCCGUCAGGGGCCUGCUCAAGCCUGGAAACGGCUUGCUUAGCAUUUUGGACGACCAGACCCGGAGGAACCGCACCGAUCACCAGUUCCUUGAGAGCCUUCGCAAACGCUUCGAGGGCAAGAACCCCGCCAUCACCCCCGGCUCUACGACGGCCAGGCUCCCUGGAAGCAACUUCCUCACCGAGAACACCGCCGCCCUGUUCACCGUCAAGCACUUUGCCGGUGAGGUUGACUAUCCUGUCAAGGGCAUCAUUGAGGAGAACGGUGAAGUCAUCUCUGGCGAUCUGCUCAACAUGAUCAACUCCACCAAGAGCGAGUUCGUCGCCAGACUGUUCGGCCAGGAGGCUCUCCGCACCGUUACCCACCCCAAGGAGAGGUCCACCGUCAUGCAGGCCACCAUCAGCUCGAAACCUACCAGAGCGCCCAGCGUCAUGUCGCGCAAGACGACAAGAACUGCCCGCAACCAGGCGCGCAUUCAACGGUAUCAGCAGCAGCAACAGCAGCAGCAGGAGGACGAGGCUCAGGAAGAACUCGACAGACUCAGCGAAGGCAACUCGCAAGCCGAAGGUUCCAAGCUUCACGCAUCAGAGCAGGGGGCGUCGGGCCAGUUCCUGGCAUCCUUGGAGAACGUCACCAAGUCUGUUGCUGACCCCAGCACGAAUUCGUACUUUGUCUUCUGCUUGAAGCCCAACGACAGGCGCAUUGCGAACCAGUUUGACAGCAAGUGCGUCCGCACCCAGGUGCAGACGUUUGGUAUCGCCGAAAUCAGCCAGCGCCUUCGCUCGGCCGAUUUCAGUCUCUUCCUCCCCUUCGGCGAGUUCCUCGGCUUGGCUGACUCGGACACCAUCCUCGUCGGUUCUGAGAGAGAGCGUGUCGAACUUGUGGUCGAAGACAAGCAUUGGCCGAGCAACGAGGUCAGAAUCGGAUCAACCGGUGUCUUCCUCAGCGAGAGGUGCUGGAUGGAGAUCGCCCAGCUCUCCGAGAGCGCCUCCGCCUCCGGAAGAUACAACCUGCCUUCUGACGCCGGUGACGGCCUGACGCCGCAAGACGUCCCCUUCGCCGCUUCCAAGGAGCGCCUGCUCUCCGCAGGAAACACUCCGAUGGGCUACGGCGAGAAGGGUAAGAGCGGUUACUUUGGCCAGGACGGGUCCGACUCUCGCUCGGAAGCCGGCGUCUCCGCCUUCGGAGGUGGUGACAUGUUCAAGAACCUGGACACCAGAGAGCAGAUGGCCGAACGUGGUAACGAGAAGAGUCUGGAGGAGGUCGAGGAGUUCAAGGACAGUGCCAGUCGUAAGCGCUGGGUGUUCACCGUCUACCUCAUGACCUGGUUCGUCCCGGACAUCCUUGUCCGCAAGAUGGGCCGCAUGCCCCGCAAGGACAUUCGUGUGGCCUGGAGAGAGAAGCUGGCCAUCAACAUGUUGAUCUGGCUGUUCUGUCUGUUCGCCGCCUUCUUCAUCGUCGUCUUCCCCAAGCUCAUCUGCCCCACGCAACACGUCUACAGUGCCGAAGAGUUGUCCUCUCACGACGGCAAGGACGAUAACUCUGCCUACUCCUCGAUUCGCGGUGUGGUCUUUGAUAUCGGCUCAUUCGCCCCUCGUCACUACCCGCCCUAUGUCACCGUCAAGCAACUGAAGAACUAUGCCGGCCAGGAUAUCAGCUCCCUCUUCCCCAUCCAGGUCAGCGCCCUGUGCCAGGGCAAGGACGGCUCUGUCGACGAGCACGUCUCCCUGGACUACAAGAACACAAACCUGACUGGUUCUCCCUUGAUUGCCUGGGCCGACAUGAACUACAAGUUCCACGACUUCCGUUCCUGGACAAACGACAGCCGUCCGGAUUGGUACUACGAGCAGAUGACUUUCCUCAAGGCCAACUACAAGAAGGGCAACGUCGGCUACUCUCCUCAGUACGUCAAGACUCUGGCCAACAAGCAGAAGAUCAUCGCCAUUCUGGACAGCAAGGUGUACGACGUGACCGACUACAUGAACGGCGGCUUGAGGAUGCAGGCGAAGGCUGGCGAGAGCGCCCCCGAGGACACCGGCCAGACCAAGUUCAUGGACAACACCGUCAUGACCCUCUUCCAACAAAAAUCUGGUACGGAUAUUACCAAGCUGUGGGACAACCUCAACAUCGACGCCCAGCUCAAGAAACGCAUGAAGACUUGUCUCAACAACCUCUUCUACAUUGGCGACGUUGACACUCGUAACUCGGCUCGCUGCAAGUUUGCCGAGUAUCUUGUUCUCGCCAUUUCCAUCAUUCUCUGCUCCAUUCUCGGUUUCAAGUUCUUGGCUGCGCUCCAGUUCGGCGGUAAGAACAUGCCCGAGAACCUCGACAAGUUCGUCAUGUGUCAGAUUCCGGCCUACACCGAGGACGAGGACUCCCUUCGCCGUGCCAUCGACUCUUGUGCCAGAAUGCACUACGAUGACAAGCGCAAGCUUCUCAUCGUGGUUUGCGACGGUAUGAUUAUCGGACAGGGCAACGACAAGCCUACGCCGCGCAUCGUGCUCGACAUUCUCGGCGUCUCCGAGACCGUCGACCCGGAACCCUUGAGCUUCGAGUCCCUCGGUGAAGGUCAGAAGCAGCACAACAUGGGCAAGGUCUAUUCCGGCUUGUACGAAGUCCAAGGUCACAUCGUCCCCUUCUUGGUCAUCGUCAAGGUCGGCAAGCCCUCCGAGGUUUCUCGCCCUGGUAACCGUGGCAAGCGCGACUCUCAAAUGAUCCUCAUGCGUUUCCUCAACCGCGUCCACUACAACCUGGAGAUGAGCCCUCUGGAACUCGAGAUGUACCACCAGAUUCGCAACAUCAUCGGUGUCAACCCCACGUUCUACGAAUUCAUGUUCCAGAUCGACGCCGACACCGUCGUCGGCGCCGACUCUGCCACGCGUAUGGUUGCCGCAUUCCUCAACGACACCCGCCUCAUCGCCGUCUGCGGUGAGACCGCUCUCACCAACGCGAAGGCCUCCUUCAUCACCAUGAUUCAAGUCUACGAAUACUGGAUCUCUCACAACCUCACAAAGGCCUUUGAGAGUCUGUUCGGCAGUGUCACCUGUUUGCCCGGCUGUUUCUCCAUGUACCGCAUCCGCGCCGCCGAGACCGGCAAGCCCCUGUUCGUCAGCAAGGAGAUUAUCGAGGACUACUCCACCAUUCGUGUUGAUACUCUGCACAUGAAGAACCUGCUCCACCUCGGUGAGGAUCGUUACCUCACGACUCUGCUCCUCAAGUACCACAACAAGUACAAGACCAAGUACACCAACAGAGCUCACGCGUGGACCAUCGCCCCCGAUUCCUGGGCCGUGUUCCUCUCGCAGAGACGUCGCUGGAUCAACUCGACGGUGCACAACCUCAUGGAACUCAUCCCCAUGGCGCAGCUUUGCGGUUUCUGCUGUUUCUCCAUGCGUUUCAUCGUCUUCGUCGACUUGCUCAGUACCGUUGUCCAGCCCGUCGUCGUCGCCUACAUCAUCUACCUCAUUGUGAUGGUCGUUCAGAACCCCAGCGUGGUGCCCGUCACGGCCUUCAUCAUGCUGGGAGCCAUUUACGGUUUGCAAGCCAUCAUUUUCAUCCUCCGCCGCAAGUGGGAGAUGAUUGGCUGGAUGAUUCUGUACAUCCUGGCCAUUCCCGUCUUCAGUUUCGCCCUGCCCCUGUACUCCUUCUGGCACAUGGACGACUUCAACUGGGGUAACACCCGUGUCAUUGCCGGCGAGAAGGGAAAGAAGAUUGUCAUUUCCGACGAGGGCAAGUUCGACCCGUCCGUCAUCCCCAAGAAGAAGUGGGAGGAGUACCAGGCCGAGCUUUGGGACGCCCAGACCGUUCGCGAGGACGCCCGCUCCGAGGUCUCUGGCUACAGCUACGCCACCAAGGGACAGGUCCCCGUCUCCGAGUACGGAUACCAUAGCCGCCCCGGCUCCAUCGCCGGUGGCUACGCGCCGCCCAGACCUCCCAUGGGCUACGACCAGCGCAACAUGUCUCGCAUGUCCCUCGCGGCGUCCGAGAUGGGUGGUAACCGCAACAGCCAAUUCGGCGGUUCGCAGUUCUUCUCCCCCGAGGACAUGGUCGGCCUGCCAAACGACGAUGCGUUGUUGGCCGAGAUCCGCGAGAUCCUCCGGACGGCCGACCUGAUGACGGUAACGAAGAAGGGCAUCAAGCAGGAGCUGGAGCGUCGUUUCGGCGUUCCCCUCGAUGCCAAGCGACAGUACAUCAACAGCGCCACGGAGGCGCUCUUGUCGGGCCAGUUAUAA
Molecule: messenger RNA, 5496 nt
Organism: Colletotrichum karsti
Lineage: Eukaryota; Fungi; Ascomycota; Sordariomycetes; Glomerellales; Glomerellaceae
Product: chitin synthase
Exons: 3
Cellular component (GO): cell septum; myosin complex; cell periphery
Molecular function (GO): ATP binding; chitin synthase activity; cytoskeletal motor activity
Source: RefSeq, a predicted model, not a curated record